AAAAAAUCUCAGCCGAUACUUCAUCAGAUUCUUUUAACCAAACUGAUCGAUCACUGGCAGGAUCCUGCUGAUCCUGGCUGUGUGUACUAACCAGCUUCCACUUUAUCUUUUUAUACUGACUGAACCCACAUCAUCAAGCUUUCUGAAGGAGAGCAAUGUAUGAAAAUGUGCCAACAGUAUCAGCAACUGAGCGGCAGCAGGUGCUCCAGGCUGUGGAGAGGCUUCAGGCCAGGUUGGUACAGCGGGAGGAAUGGACCCACAGUGAGAGGCUGGGUGUGCUGAAGGAAGCACUGCAGAGUCCUCUGCUCAACCGCAUCCUCACCCUGCAGCAUUCGCUCAAACAGCUUAAAGACCAGUUGAACUGUAUGCCCCCAGAUACCUGUAGUGAGUUCAGUUUCUCAAGAAAAGGCCAGCUGAUUGUGAGCGCUAGUCGCCCAGGGAGCAGUCUCGGCUCUGUGGUGUCCAACGGCACAUCUGUGUCCGCAGCAUCAUCGGACCAGCUUCAGAGAUGGCUCCACACUGCAGCAAAGGGAAGAACGUUGGAGCACGCGAGCCUGUUGAGACCAUUAUCUGGAGGCCUGGGCUUUAGUGUGGUGGGGCUGAAGCCUGAUGGAGUGGGUCCACAUGGAGUUUUUAUCAAACAGGUGCAGCCUGGAAGUGUGGCAGACAGAGAUGGCAGAUUGCAUGAGAAUGAUCAGAUUCUGGCCAUCAACGGAGUUCCUCUGGACCAGAAUGUUACACAACAGCAGGCCAUUGCUUAUCUACAGCAGCAAAGGGACAGAGUGGAACUCGUAGUGGCUAAAGACUCUUCAUCUAAAGCAGGUCAUCUCUCUUCUGGAUCCAUAACUACGGAGCAGUGGGGUAAUGUGGAGGAGAUCGAGCUGAUAAAUGAUGGUUCAGGCCUCGGUUUUGGAAUUGUGGGUGGAAAGGCCACUGGAGUGGUCGUACGUACUCUGGUCCCAAACAGUGUUGCUGAUAAGGACCGACGGUUAAGGACAGGUGACCACAUCCUGCGCAUCGGGGACACACCUACACAGGGUUUGUCCAGCGAACAGGUGGUGCAGGCGCUGCAGGCCUGUGGGAGUCGCGUCCGCAUGCUGAUCGCACGGGACCCUCUGGGGGAUGUCCAUUCUCCUCUGUCUCCCCCACCUGCCCCUGCAGCAGCACCCGUCUCCUCCCUGCCUCCUCCUAUACCAGUGCGCAGAACCAGCAGAACGUUAAACCUGGAAGGCUAUGACAUUCAUGAAGUGACUUUAAAGAAGAAGGAAGGCCAGAGUUUGGGGAUCUCAAUUGUUGGUUCUAACAGCUUAAAUGAGGAACAAUUAGGGGUUGUUGUGAAGAGCGUCAUCCCAGGCAGUGCUGCCGAACAGUGUGGGAAUAUCAUGGUCCACGACAGAAUAAUAACGCUGAAUGGAGUUAAUCUGCAGGGCUUCACCAGUCAGGAGGUUCUGGAUGUGAUGAAGCAGACUGGUCAGACCAUUCACCUCACUCUGGUGCGCAAGAUCGGCUCCCCUAAAAAACCAUCUGUGGAGAUAUCUCUGGAUAAAGUCCAGAGAGAGUCAUCCCGAGUGUCUCUGAGGAGAUCUGCAGAGAUCAAGGUACGGGCCGACGUUCAGAAUCAGAUGGCCUCUGUGAUGGAGCCCGCAGACUUGGCUCCGACUCUGACUUCAGUCAAACACCAGCCGUCUGCAAGAGCUCAAGACCCUGUCACGCUGACUGAGAUGGAGUUGCAUACCAAAUGGGAGCAAGCACUUGGACCCCAGUAUGAAGUUAUGGUUGUUGAACUGGAUCCUGUCAUUGAGGAUGAUGCUGAGCUGCAGAAAUAUUCUAAGCUUCUCCCGAUACACACCAUGCGUCUGGGUGUGGAGCUGGACUCAUUUGAUGGACACCACUACAUCUCCACUGUGGCCCCUGAUGGUCCCGUGGCUAAUCAUGGUCUACUGCGACCUGAGGAUGAACUUCUUGAGGUGAAUGGAGUGCAGUUGUAUGGGAAGUCAAGACGAGAAGCAGUAGCCUUCUUGCGUGAGGUUCCUCCACCUUUCACACUUGUGUGCUGUAGGCGCCUCACUGAUGAGGGUACAGAAUACCAACCUGAUGAUGAGUGGCUCUCCAGCAGCCCGACAGUCAGCCUACAGGAGCAGAUGCAAGCGCUGGAAGUUGCUGAGCAGAAAAAGCUUCCAGAAGAGAGCAGUCCAGUGAAAGAGGAGGAGAGGAGAGGAAGUGCAGAUGAGGAGAAUGACGAGGCAGAGCUGGCCCUCUGGUCCUCAGAAGUACAGGUCCUGAAGUUGGAAAAAGCCGAGCGAGGCCUUGGUUUCAGCAUACUGGAUUACCAGGACCCUCUGGACACUACACGCUCUGUGAUUGUAAUCCGUUCACUGGUAGCAGGAGGUGUGGCUGAGACUAAUGGUGGCUUGCUGCCCGGAGACCAGCUGGUGUUUGUAAAUGACACCCACCUGGACAGGUGCACUUUGGCCCAAGCUGUAGACGUCCUCAAGGCUGCCCCUCUGGGCAUGGUCUACUUGGGCAUCAGGAAACCUCUAGGGACAGAGGAAAGGAUCAACACUGAGCCGCCUGUAGAAUAUUUGGAGAAACCAAAGCAGCUUCUCACCUUUCCUCAGCUAUCUGUAUCUAAGGCCUUUGGGGAUAGCUCAGUCCUCCCCGAAGACCUUGCUGAGGAGCCAGUGCUGAUUUUGGAAGGCACUCCUCGCUAUGCCUCCCCUUAUAUCACAGCCGAUCUGCUGCAGGGUCUGGGGAGAGAGAUGGCUGUGGAUGAAGAGGUAGAGAUUGAGGAGGAGGAGGAGAUAAACAGCCAGAGUUUAAAAAGUGACCAGGAGAGUCCACUGCCGUACCCCAGUCAGGAGUCACCUUUCGAAGAGGUGCUUGUGUUAAACCCCUACAGGACUUUUACCAAUCCUAACAUGCAACAGCAGGAUGAGGAUGAGGAGACUGCAAACGAUGAGGGUGAGAAGGACUUCAGAACAAAACUGGAGUCGAGCACAAAGUUUUACCAGCAUCCCCUGAGUCAGUCAGUGAGGUCCUGGACAGAAAGUGAAGCAGACUCUGACUCCAGGAAUGAAGGAUCAGAGCUCACCCUGACCGACACAGACACAGAAUCUGCACAGCCUCCCUCCUAUUCUAGGAGGAAGAAGAUGAGUCAAGGAGCUGUCAUGGUUUCAGGGAGAGAAGGACAAGUUGAUCUGCCAGAGAGAGAGGAUGGAGAGGGAGAGGAAACACCCAUCUUUAGUCACUGGGGGACCCCGCGCAGAGUGGAGGUGUGGCUAGAGUCAGGAGAGUCUCUGGGCAUCAGUAUCGUAGGGGGCAGGACAGUUAUAAAGCGCCUGAAGAACGGGGAGGAGCUGAAGGGCAUCUUCAUCAAACAGGUGCUCCCAGACAGUCCUGCAGGACGCACCCGAGCCCUAAAAACUGGAGACAAGAUCUUACAGGUGUCAGGUGUAGACCUGCAGAACGCCAGCCAUGAGGAGGCAGUGCAGGCCAUCAAAAGUGCUCCAAAUCCUGUGGAGUUCAUCGUGCAGAGUCUCUCCUCUACUCCCAGGCCUGUUUCAGUCACAGCCUCAAAUAUAAAACAGCAUAAGGCCAAAAGGAAAGGCAUGCAGAAAGCAGAACAUCCACCUGCGCCUCCUCUCAUGCGUCCACCUCCACCAUACCGACCCCCCAGCCUUGUACAGGAGGAGCAGGAUCCUGAGCAGGACAGAGAGGAGAUCAGGCAGAGGUACGGCGAGCUGCCGGGGGAGCUGUUUAUCGUGGAGCUGGAGAAAGAUCAUCAGGGUUUGGGUCUGAGCCUGGCCGGGAAUAGAGACCGUUCCUGCAUGAGCAUCUUCGUGGUGGGCAUCAACCCUGGAGGACCUGCCAGUUGCGAUAGCCGAAUCAGAGUGGGCGAUGAAUUACUGGAGAUCAAUAACCAGGUGCUUUAUGGGAGGAGCCAUCAAAAUGCAUCGGCCAUCAUCAAGAGCGCUGCAUCCAAGGUGAAGCUGGUGCUCCUAAGGAAUGAAGAUGCAAUCAAUCAAAUGGCAGUUCCACCUUUUCCCUACCAGCCUACCUUCCUUUUAUCCAAUGAGAUUCACCAGAGCCUGCCAGAGCCCACUGUACCUGCAGAAAAGCCUCCAGAGUGUCUCCCUGAGCCCCUGCUGAACCAGGAGCAGAUAAGUGAGGUAAUUUCAGAGAGGCUGGAGACUCCAAAGCCCACUGAGAAGAUCCUGCAAGAAGGCGAGGCUGCCUGUAAGAAGUUAAAGUCUGAUGGAGUGAUGGAGAGUGUAAUCGAGGAGCCAACCAAGCCUGUGUUUGAGACGAAUGCUAGCCUUUCCGAAAGCCUAAACUCAAGCAAGCUUCCAGCAGGUCCUGUAGAUGUGGCAGCACCCUUAUUUUCAGUGCCUCCUCCUUCUACAAGCCCUGACUUUGAGUACUGCAACAAAGACCCUGCUGUGUGUCCCAUAGUGCCAGGACAGGAGACAGUGAUUGAGAUCUCUAAAGGACGCUCUGGACUUGGCCUCAGUAUUGUUGGAGGAAAAGACACCCAGCUGGAUGCUAUUGUGAUCCAUGAGGUGUACGAGGAGGGAGCAGCAGCCCGGGAUGGUCGUCUGUGGGCAGGAGAUCAGAUACUGGAGGUGAACGGAGUGGACCUGCGCAGCGUGGCUCAUGAGGAUGCUAUUGCAGCUUUGAGACAGACUCCAGCUAAAGUGCGUCUGACUGUUCUGCGAGAUGAAGCUCAGUACCGUGAUGAGGAAAACCUGGACGUGUUCACGGUGGAGCUGCAGAAGAAGAGUGGCCGGGGUCUGGGCCUCAGCAUCGUGGGCAAAAGGAAUGGUACAGGUGUGUUCAUCUCUGAUGUGGUUAAGGGCGGGGCAGCUGAUGUAGAUGGCAGGCUCAUGCAGGGAGACCAGAUCCUGUCUGUGGACGGAGAGGACAUGAGACGAGCCUCUCAGGAGACGGUGGCUGCUGUCCUUAAGUGUGCCAGGGGGAUGGUGCGGCUAGAACUGGGCCGGCUAAAGGCAGCUUCCUGGAUUUCCUCCAGACGUAUCUCUCAAGGAAGCCAGAUGAACCAUGCGAGUAAUAUGAUCAAUAGCAACCCUGUGGUCCCUGUUGCGCCUCCCAGUGUCCAACCACCUAACCAGAUCCUAAGCAGCAUCAAGAGAACUGGACAUGAGUCCAGCACAAAGAUUCCUGGAGCUGAAUCGGGCCUUCGCACAGUGGAGAUCACUCGUGGCCCCACUGAUGCACUGGGGAUCAGUAUAGCUGGUGGAAAGGGCAGUCCACUGGGAGACAUCCCCAUUUUCAUUGCCAUGAUCCAGGCUAACGGUGUGGCUGCCAGGACUCACCGCCUCAAGGUGGGCGACCGUAUUGUGAGCAUUAACUCUCAGUCUCUGGAGGGACUGACUCAUGGGGAUGUGGUCAACAUGCUGAAGAAUGCGUAUGGCAGCAUCGUUUUACAGGUGAUCGCAGAUACCAACAUCAGUGCCAUAGCGAGUCAGGUGGAGAGCCUGUCCUCAAGCUCCACCAUCAGCACCAACCCAGAGAUUCCCAUUACAGAGCCGGAGUGUGUUGAUUUUGACAGACCUCAGAAGCCGAAGAGCAUCACUCUGGAGAAGGGCUCUGAUGGACUUGGCUUCAGCAUAGUGGGCGGCUUCGGGAGUCCACACGGAGACCUGCCCAUCUAUGUCAAAACCGUCUUCAGCAAGGGGGCAGCAGCGGUGGACGGACGUUUGAAGCGUGGCGAUCAGAUCCUGUCUGUAAACGGAGAGAGUUUAGAAGGAGCCACUCACGAACAGGCUGUGGCCAUCCUGAAAAAACAAAGAGGGGUCGUCACGCUGUCUGUACUUUCUUAACACUCACUGAACUAAUUUACUGAACGGGACUGAACGCUCUCACUCACUAUGCAUUCCAGCCUUGUUUUUCAGGAUCUAGUACAGUAUCCACACACGCACGUCCUAGUGAGUACCUGCAUGGUAUCAAUGGUCCUCAUCAAACAUGGUGGCGCUGUGUAACGCAAAGUCCUGCUAAGAUGGAAAAGUGAACCGAGACUCACUGCUGGACUCGGUGGAGAGUGAGACAGAGUGAGUCUGCUGAAAUGGCGAUGCUGCUCUGUUUGGACUUUUUCUUUGAUCGUGGUUAGAUGAUAGCGAGAACACUUACUACACUUCUUAGUAUUGAAGCCUUGGUUGCACUUCCACAGGUUACGUCUGUAGUUGACGUACACGUCUCAGCAGUCUUGGGAUUUCUUUUCCAAGUGUGUAGAGGCUGCAAUGCAAUAAAAAGUAGGAGCACGGGAUUGUUUUUUGCAUUGCAGCUUGAAAACAUUUCAAUUUUAUGUUUUAUUCCUUCUUUCUCCUGGUCAGGGUCGCGAUGGAUCUGGUUUACCCGGAAUCACUUGGCGCAAUGCAGUAACACACAACCAGACAGGGCGCCAAUCCACUGCGAGGCCUCGGCCACCCCCUUUUCUCAGAGACAGCCAAUCAUGUCUGUAUGUAGACGUGCAAACAGUCGAUAGUACCUCUAAGGAGUAAACCCAAGAUCCUAAAGCUAGUGGGAUAGUGUAAUAUACCGCUGUGCCACCUAAGCACCCAGCUUCUAAACAUAUUUCAGUGUAAAGUGUCACACAUGUUCCAGAACCUUCUUAAUAAUGGCAGACCUGUUUCUGGUGGUUUUUGGAUUGCAUCUAAAUCCAAACUAAUUUCAUUUAGGCAUGCGAGUAACACCACUGUUCCAUGUAUCUUUUAAUCAGUCAUGAUUUAUAUAGGCACAUCAUAAUUAUAAUAACAAAUAAUGGUAAUUAAUAAUUAUAAUUAAUAGUGAUAAUUAAUUAUAACAAUAAUUAAAAAUGAGAUUGUCAGGGACCAAGCACAAAUUUAAAAUAGAAGUUCAAUUCAUACUAAAUUUUAAUUUAUUCAAUACGGUUUUUGUGUCAUAAGUAUUUUUUCCAAUCAUUUGGACACAAAAAAGAACAGUUACAUAAGUUAUUAAAAUCUACAGCUUACCAUGACAUACUGUAAAUUUCUUGUACACGUGUACUUAAACUUUUGACUUCAGCUUUAUUUAAUUACCUGACAGACACUUUUAUGUAAAAUAAUCUAUUAUUAAACAAAAUCAAUCAGCGCUCGGGUGGUGCAGCUGUAAAACACACUAGUGCACAAAUCUGACAUCUUAAACUUGCAAAUACGAAUUUCAGCUCUGCUACCGGCAGGCCGGGUACCUGUACAAAUACUGAUUGGCUUGUUCGAGGGUGAUGUUACGACCUCUGCUGGCCGAUCGAUGGCGCCUGCACAGAGACGGAGGAUAAUGGAGAUCAGUGCACGAUUCAGAUCCUUUUGUGUCUGUGAACCCGCUCUCUGCAGGUGAAAAAGAAGUGGCUGAAUACUGCACACGUGUUGGCAGGGGGCGUGUGUUAGUCCUCGGUCAGGAGUCGAGGUCGGUAGUGGAAGUGAAAUCUGAUCAGGUAAUUGGAUAUGACAAGACUGGAAGGAAAAUUGAGGAAAAAGCAUUAAAAAUAAAUCUUUCUCUCUGAUUCAGAAAGCCCUUUUCCAGUGAUGGAAUCAGUGCUGGUUCAGGAAAGCAGUGCACUUUUCUAACUACCUACUUCCUACUACCUACCAAUUCCUUCAGUUUAAAAACCCAAAUUAUUAUGCUUUUGUAUUAAGACAUAACAAUCACAGCCAGCUAGUUGAUUGUGAUCCUGUUAAUUGCUAAAACCUUGUGAUCAUUCAUACACCCGAUGAGUAUUCACUGUCCCAUUUGAUUCAACUACUGGAUGAAACAUGAUCUGGGCUAGAAGAUGCUUAUGAAUGGAUGGAUGAAUAAAUGAAUGAAUGCUUCGCACCCACAUACACUGCAAUAAAACACACACACACACACACACACAUAUUCUUCAUAUUGCCUGUCUUAAUGGUGGACGUUGGCUGCUGUGAGCCACAUACUAAUCCCUGAACGGCUAAUUAAUACCAAACCCACACAAAGAUUUACCAGCUGACUGAAGACUAAUCACUUUGCUUACGUUUGCAACGACGGAUUAAUUUUUCACAUCCACACUGUCAUAAAGAACCACAGGGAGAAACUGUGAUGAGGGGUAUAUUGCUAAACUAUUUGCCUUGAUUGUUUCAUUUGCCUUGAUUAGUUCAUUCUGGGAAUCUUUUAUUUUUUGUUAUUGUUGAAUUGUUUGUGUUCUUAAUUAUUUGUAGGACUCGACACUAGAAGCACUGUAAUCCAUCAUAGUGAAGAGGAGGAUUUAGAAUGCAGCUGUCUUGUUUCAUGACUGAAUAGUCGGAUUUGACGUUAUCUGUCUGACUUGCAAAUAAGUUUAUGUAUUUCUUUAAGAAAUGUUUUCUGUUGUCUUUUAUUCCCUAAAACUGCCUGUGCUUAAUGACUUAAUUGCACAAAUUAGUAAAGUCAGUGUAUGUAUGUUUAAUUUUGUAGGACCUCCAUUAUUUUCCUCAAUGAAAUGAAGAUGUAAAAUGUUUCCUAAUUUUACUCCUUCACAAUGUGAGGAAAUCCUGUGUCAGUCAGACUCCCAGUAUUUAAGAGGAAGUGUGUCAGAUUCUUGAGACAGUCGUACAACCUUAAGGUCAGUGAAAUUGAGUUGCAGGAGGAAGCACUCACCAAAAUGACCCUGCUGAGAUUUAAAAGAAAAAACCUUGUUGUAUUAGGGCUGAUACCCACUUUUUCACCAUUAAAAGCACAGCAAACUUCAGAUGUACCUAAUAUAGGAUUAAGUCAAGACAUGCUGGAAGAUGUUUUAAGUAGCUGUGAUCGUCAACUGAGUGGUAACACAAAGUCGCCUUUAUUUUUAUGUCUUUGUUUAGUGUAAUAGUUGAAUAAAAGCUAUUAAAUGCG
Molecule: messenger RNA, 8838 nt
Organism: Trichomycterus rosablanca
Lineage: Eukaryota; Metazoa; Chordata; Actinopteri; Siluriformes; Trichomycteridae
Gene: patj
Product: PATJ crumbs cell polarity complex component
Exons: 47
Coding region: 156-5840 (1894 amino acids)
Molecular function (GO): protein binding
Source: RefSeq, a predicted model, not a curated record